Molecule: messenger RNA, 364 nt
Organism: Protopolystoma xenopodis
Lineage: Eukaryota; Metazoa; Platyhelminthes; Monogenea; Polystomatidea; Polystomatidae
Source: the annotation of a GenBank genome assembly
AGAAAAGGUCAACCUUUUGGUGACGGAUCUACGCGCCAACCUGUCGGCCAGCGAAUCACGUGUCACCGCGUUGGAGGAUGAAGUAAACUGUGUCCAACGGGCUCGUCAAGAGGCCGAGGCCCGAUUGUGUGCUGUACACGGCAUACUCCGACGCUGUCUUGGCUACCGACAGACCCGACCGGCGCCGAGUCUCCAGCUCGUUUCGGCUUUCCAUCCGCUGACAAGGAGUUCAUCAGGUGGUCAGGGUGGGUGCAAUCUGUCUCGUGGCAUUCUGCUUCUGCAGACUCACAUUGUCGUUCGGUCAACUCAUCAGCCAGUGGGUCUGCGUCACUGUGGCCUAAGCAUGUCAGGGCAUGAGUCUUGA